Danaus chrysippus (African queen) is the source of this 1116-nucleotide messenger RNA. The record is from the annotation of a GenBank genome assembly. Lineage: Eukaryota; Metazoa; Arthropoda; Insecta; Lepidoptera; Nymphalidae.
AUGAGUGCUAUCUUAAAAUUUAUCCGUGAAAACCAUAUUCUGGCGGUCAUAGAACAGGCUAUCGCGAAAAAGAAAUCCCGUUUAAGUCUAAAUUCGUUUGAAAUAACUGAAAUACCUUCCCUUUUAUACACUUGCCUCGAUGUUGAACAUCUUUAUCUACAUAUUAAUAAUAUACAAACAGUUCCAGUGCAGAUCACUCAGCUGCUAAACUUGACCACUUUGACCCUGGAUUACAACAACAUAAAUUCAUUGCCGGCGGAAAUCGGUAACUUGAAAAAUUUAGUUAAUUUAAACAUUAGUUACAAUCCUCUGAAAGUAUUGAUACCUGAGAUUGGCGAACUCGAAAAUCUGGAGGCGUUCUGGUGCAACAGGAUACAAUUGAAAGAAUUGCCGAAGGAGAUUGGAAAAUUGUUGAAAUUAGACACUUUGGGCGCCCGAGGAAAUGAGUUGAAAACAAUUCCUGAAGAAAUGACCAGGCUUACAAAGUUAAGGUGGUUAACUCUAGAACACAAUCAGAUAGAAACUUUGCCAUCGGGUUUAAGGAAUAUGGAAUCUCUGGUUCAUUGUAAUCUCCGACAUAACAGGCUGAGAGAGUUCCCCGACGACUUGUUGGAAUGCAACGACUUGAUGUUCUUGCAACUAAAUAAUAAUCAGAUAUCAAGUUUACCAGAGGGUUUCAAUACAAAUGCUAUGCCAGUGUUGGAAAUGAUUGAUCUUAGACACAAUCCAAUAUGUCAAAUAACUCAUUUGGAACAUCCUUUAAUCCGUUAUACCGAGGAACUGCCAACAAGUGAUAUAGUCCAAGAGCUGCCGUCAUCAAGUAGUCGAGGCCACGUGGUGCCUCACGGAGCGCAAGCCUUGGCUGUGAAUGCGACGGCUCUUAGACUACCCGCCGUGCCCGCGAUAAGACAUCCCGACCCGCUCAUGAUCGACAUGGAGUUAGACGCGUCAUCAAUAGAAUCAUCAGAAGAUUGGGAGAAUAGUGUCAACAGUUCGGAACUAGAUGUUCAAUAUCAAAGCGAUGACGAACGAAUUGAUAACGAGAUCGCGCGUUUUUUUCAGGCGGUCGGCAUGGUGUUGCCAGAACUAUCGCGAUACGCGUCAACUGCAAGCUAA